CCCGACGACAUCAAAGAGCAGCUCACCAAGUACGAGGCUGCGAUCGCGGCGGUGGAGGAAAAAUUGGAACCGCUGCUCCGCGUGAAGAAGGACGACCUCGACGCCGCGCUGACGCCGCUGGAGCGCGCGAAGGUCCACGUCGCGCUCGCGAACGCGACGACGACGAUGUUCUGCAUGUACCUCAAGGCGGUCGGGUUGGACCCCGCGGAGCACGCGGCGAAGUACGAGCUCGAGCGCGUGGAGCUGUACCGCGCCAAGGUUGAGAAA
Messenger RNA from Micromonas pusilla CCMP1545, 267 nucleotides. RefSeq lists its product as uncharacterized. The annotation marks the transcript as partial. Gene Ontology annotation, cellular component: exosome (RNase complex); nucleolus. Gene Ontology annotation, biological process: regulation of gene expression; maturation of 5.8S rRNA. Lineage: Eukaryota; Viridiplantae; Chlorophyta; Mamiellophyceae; Mamiellales; Mamiellaceae. Gene Ontology annotation, molecular function: DNA binding; RNA binding. The transcript has a single exon. The record is from RefSeq and is a predicted model, not a curated record.